Molecule: messenger RNA, 1447 nt
Organism: Chaetomium fimeti
Lineage: Eukaryota; Fungi; Ascomycota; Sordariomycetes; Sordariales; Chaetomiaceae
Product: Mur ligase
Exons: 2
Coding region: 299-1297 (332 amino acids)
Biological process (GO): tetrahydrofolylpolyglutamate biosynthetic process
Cellular component (GO): cytoplasm; mitochondrion; cytosol
Molecular function (GO): ATP binding; tetrahydrofolylpolyglutamate synthase activity
Source: RefSeq, a predicted model, not a curated record
CCACGUCGCCGGCACCAAGGGCAAGGGCAGCACCUGCGCCUUUGUCGACUCCGUCCUGUCGCGCUACCGCCAACGCGGCGGCGGCGGCGGCGGCGGCCCGCGCAAGGUCGGCCUCUUCACCUCCCCGCACCUCAUCGCCGUGCGCGAGCGCAUCCGCAUCGACUCGUCCCCGAUCUCCGAGGAGCUGUUUGCCAAGUACUUCUUUCAGGUGUGGGACAAGCUGGAGGCGAAUAAGGAUGUCGCGGCGGAUGCGGCCGCGCCUGGGAGCAAGCCCAUCUAUUCGCGGUACCUGACCCUCAUGAGCUACCACGUGUUCCUGUCCGAGGGGGUCGAUGCGGCCGUGUACGAGACCGGCAUCGGCGGGGAGUACGAUGCCACCAACGUGGUGGAGCGCCCCGUGGCCAGCGGCAUCAGCACGCUGGCGAUUGACCAUGUCUUUGUUCUGGGCAACACCGUCGACAAAAUUGCCUGGCACAAGGCUGGAAUCAUGAAGCCUGGAAGUCCAGCGUUUACGAUCGAGCAGGUCCCCGAAGCCGGGGAGGUGCUCAAGAAGCGGGCGGUAGAAAAGAAGGUGGAUCUGAAGGUGCUAGAUGUCGACCCGCGCCUGGCGGGCGUCAAUAUCCGCCCUGAUGCUGCUUUCCAGAAACGCAAUGCCACACUAGGGGUGGCACUGGCAGAGACUGUGAUGAAGAAGCUGGAUCCUUCCUUCUCGCCUAACCCCGAAGCCUUGCCCCGGGAGUUUAUUGACGGGCUUGAGCAGGUCAUCUGGCGCGGCAGGUGCGAGGUGAAGGACGAAGACAGCGUGAUAUGGCAUGUCGACGGGGCACAUACGGUGGACAGCCUGAAGAUGGCAGCCCGCUGGUUUGUCGGUGAGUGCGCCGGCCGGCCCGACCGAGGGCCUAAGGUGCUGGUCUUCAACCAGCAAGGGCGCACCGAAGCGGUGGACUUUCUUGAUGGACUCCACAAUAUCGUGAAAAGCUCGGGGCAGGGGUUCGAGCACGUUAUCUUCUGCACGAACGUCACCUACGCGGCGACGGGUUACAAAAGGGAUUUUGUAAACCGCCAACACAAUCCCGCCGAUAUCGAGAAAAUGACCCAGCAGCGGGUGUUUGCCGACAAGUGGAAACAACUCGACCCGUCCGCCAACAUCAUGCUCAUCCCGACCAUCGAGGACGCUAUCAAUACAGCCCGUGGUUUGGCGAAGGAGGACGGACCCAAGGUGCAGGCGCUCAUUACCGGGAGCCUGCACCUUGUCGGUGGUGCCCUGGGAAUUCUCGAGGGUGCGGAUGCUCUGUAGAGCACAAAAGUCGACCCGGGCACGUCUUCAUCGACUGUCCGUGAUUUACCUUGUAAUUCAACUGUACAGGUUGGCUUCGCGGCAUUGGUUGGGAUGGAGUUCUUGCAUAGAUUGGCAGCCUAGUAUUCAACAUGAUCGAUGACUUUGAGC